Molecule: messenger RNA, 1043 nt
Organism: Enhydra lutris kenyoni (northern sea otter)
Lineage: Eukaryota; Metazoa; Chordata; Mammalia; Carnivora; Mustelidae
Product: Yip1 interacting factor homolog B, membrane trafficking protein
Exons: 8
Coding region: 47-976 (309 amino acids)
Biological process (GO): endoplasmic reticulum to Golgi vesicle-mediated transport
Cellular component (GO): endoplasmic reticulum-Golgi intermediate compartment; COPII-coated ER to Golgi transport vesicle; Golgi membrane
Source: RefSeq, a predicted model, not a curated record
CGAACCGUGGCUGGGGCGGCGGCUGCGAGGGCUGCGACGGUGAAGGAUGCACCCGGCAGGCUUGGCGGCGGCGGGGACGCCCCGGCAGCCGUCCAAGCGGAGGAUCCCAGUGUCCCAGCCCGGCAUGGCCGACCCCCACCAGCUCUUCGAUGAUACGAGUUCGGCCCAGAGCCAGGGCUACAGGGCCCAGAGGGCACCCGGUGGCCUGGGCUACCCUGCAGCCUCCGCCUCGCCCCAGGCUGCCUUCCUGGCGGAUCCUGUGUCCAACAUGGCCAUGGCCUACGGGAGCAGCCUGGCCGCCCAGGGCAAGGAGCUGGUAGAUAAGAACAUCGACCGCUUCAUCCCCGUCACCAAGCUCAAGUACUACUUUGCCGUGGACACCAUGUAUGUGGGCAAAAAGCUGGGCCUGCUCGUCUUCCCCUACCUGCAUCAGGACUGGGAAGUGCAGUACCAGCAAGACACACCUGUGGCCCCCCGCUUUGACGUCAAUGCUCCUGACCUCUACAUUCCAGCUAUGGCUUUCAUCACUUAUGUCUUGGUGGCUGGCCUGGCGCUGGGGACCCAGGAUAGGUUCUCCCCAGACCUCCUCGGGCUGCAGGCAAGCUCUGCGUUGGCCUGGCUGACCCUGGAGGUGCUGGCCAUCCUGCUCAGUCUCUACCUGGUCACUGUCAACACUGACCUCACCACUAUCGAUCUGGUGGCCUUCUUGGGCUACAAAUACGUUGGGAUGAUUGGCGGAGUCCUUAUGGGCCUGCUCUUUGGGAAGAUUGGCUACUACCUGGUGCUGGGCUGGUGCUGUGUGUCUAUCUUUGUGUUCAUGAUCCGGACGUUGCGGCUGAAGAUCCUGGCGGAGGCGGCGGCCGAGGGCGUCCCGGUACGCGGGGCCAGGAACCAGCUGCGCAUGUAUCUGACCAUGGCGGUGGCGGCGGCGCAGCCCCUGCUCAUGUACUGGCUCACCUUCCACCUGGUGCGAUGAGGGCGGCCCGGCCCACGCCCCCGGCUGCUGCUGCUCCUCGCGGCCGCGCGCCGCUGCCGCUCCUCCG